AUGUGGAGAAGAACCAAAACGGAAUGGUUCCGCUUACUUAAAACUAAGAGGGGAUGCCGCCUACUACUGAAAGACCCGUUUUUGCAACAGUUGCGUUCUUCUAUGCAAGACGAAGACUUAGAAAGAACAAAGAAGUUUGGAUCCGAAAAAGUAUGCUUAGGCAGUUCUUUCGCUGAGCACAAGAGAAUAAAGAGGCAUUUUUAUCAUUUCAAAUCGAUAUUCUUAUCGAAGAGAAGGAACGAAAAAACCCUAAAUCUUACUACUAGAAAAAGAAGUCCUAUAGUUUACAACUCUUCUUUCUAUAGUAAUUUGACCUCUUGCUCCACCCAUCAGUCUUCUAUGAAGAGAAAAAGAAAAAGCUCUUCCCUAUCUACUCAUUAUUCGGAGGUGAAUCAUAGAACACUAAAAGCUGUGCUAUCUUAUGGACCUAACAUAGGUCACAUCCCUCACGUGCGCCAAGAGCACAUUCGAUAG
This is a messenger RNA of Lactuca saligna, 474 nucleotides long. Lineage: Eukaryota; Viridiplantae; Streptophyta; Magnoliopsida; Asterales; Asteraceae. The record is from the annotation of a GenBank genome assembly.